Adineta ricciae is the source of this 1413-nucleotide messenger RNA. The record is from the annotation of a GenBank genome assembly. Lineage: Eukaryota; Metazoa; Rotifera; Eurotatoria; Adinetida; Adinetidae.
AUGCCGAUUGAUAUGAGUGAGAACUCGAUAUCGCCAGCGCCCAUAACUAUGAUUACAGACGCAAACAAUGCGGAGUCAUCUUCGUCGUUGACAACGACGAUAACAUUAAAUAACGAUAAAUCACCUCCGUUGUCCUUUACUGUUCAAAAUACACCCCGUCCCAAUUCUCCUAUUCAAACGUUAUCAAAACAAUUAGAUAAACUACGUCGAUUUCUUAGCACAUUGUAUUAUUUUGGAACAGAUAUUUCUAAUGAGAUCGGCGAACGUGUUCGAAUAUUAAUCACAGCUCUUGUCAAUAAUGCUUUAUCUGUUGAAGAAUUUCAUGCAAAGUUACAAGCAACAACUAACUUUCCAUUACGGCCAUUUGCUCUGCCAUUUUUAAAAUCAACAUUGCCGAUUCUACAGAAAGAAAUGUCGGAAUUAGCUCGGCAAUCGAAGCAAAGUGUUAGUCAAUAUAUUGUUCAAAAUGAAGAAUUGAUAUUUUUAUCUCGUGAUAUUCUUGAAAAUGAACUUUCUCCACCAAAAGAACCAAUUAACGAAAAUGGAAAACGAAAGUUUUCGGACGAUCUAAACGAAGUGGAGGAGCGUCCUUAUGCAACUAAACGUGCCGUUGUUAACCAUCGAAUGUACCAAAACACAAUUCGACGUGACAAAGAUCGUUCAUUCAGUUCUUAUCUACGAGAAUACACGAAUGAUCAUAAAGAUUCCGAUGAUGAAUGGAAAAACGCCGAAAAUAUGCUGAAUUGUAUAUUAGAAAUGGUAACAAAAAGCAAAAGAGUUCUGUUCGUAUUGCAACAAAAAGAUAUUCAUCUCCGUCGAUUAAUUGAAACGAAUGAACUCGAAUGGAGACGUAGACAUGCAGAAUUACUAACUCAAACUGACGAUCGAAUCUCGGAAAUUCGACGAAAAGCAGAAGAGACAGUUUUAGAAAUCAAACGUCAAUCAAUAAUUGACUUACAAAAGGCAGUUACACAGAGUGAACAAAAGUCAAAUGAUCUGCUACUUCGUGAACGUGAGCAAUAUCAACGUUUAAAAGCACAAACAUUCGAAGAAGCUUAUACAUUACUCAAUCGACAACAGGAUGGUCCAGAACAUUGUUGGCAUUGUGGGCGAAAAGCAAUUGAAACAUGUUCCGGCUGCAAUGUAGCACGCUAUUGCGGACAGUUUUGUCAGCAUCGCGAUUGGGAAUCACAUCAGAAAUUAUGUGGAGCUGAUUUGAAACGAAAACUUCAUGACAAUCCACACUUACACUAUCGUUCGUCACCGAAAACAACGUCUUCAAAUUUACCCAAAGAUGAUUCAAUUAUACCAACUAUUCUGAAUGCGUCAUCAUCUCCAGUAAAAGACAAUACCAAUGAACGAUCAGAGGGUAAUAAUGACGAAAUUCCUCUGGUGAAGAGUGAAAGCAAUUGA